AUGGGCUUUUGGGAACAAAGACUGACGCUUUGGCUUCAGUUCAUAACGCUGAUUUUAUUCUUCGAUUGUUCUGCAGCGCAGAUAUCAUACUCUGUAUCCGAAGAGAUGGAUAAAGGCACUUUUGUGGGUAAUAUCGCAAAGGAUUUAAAUGUUAACCUUCAAGAACUGGGAUCGAGAGGACUUCGAGUAGUAUCCGGUCAGAGUAAGAGGUAUUUUGACGUGAAUUUGAAAACGGGUGCUCUCUUUGUCUGUGACAGGAUAGACAGAGAGGAGCUAUGUCCAAAUGUAGCCAAGUGCACUUUAAAUAUUGAGGCCAUACUGAACAAUCCGAUGCAGCUUCACAGAAUUGAAGUAAAGAUUAUAGACAUAAAUGAUAACGCACCGAAUUUUCUUGAAAAAUCACAUACAGUAAAUAUUACUGAGCUAUCUUUUGCUGGUGAGAAAUAUCCUUUACCAAUGGCAUACGAUGCAGAUGUAGGAAGUAACUCGGUACAGAGUUACAAGCUGAGUCCAAACGAACAUUUUUCUCUGGAUGUACAGGGCGGGGAAGAGCAGAGUGUUUCAGCUGAGUUAGUGCUACAGAAAGCUUUAGACCGAGAGAAACAGGCUGUUAUCCAGCUCACAUUGACCGCUGUAGACGGAGGAAGGCCUCCCAGAUCCGGAACAAUGCUGAUUACUAUUAAUGUAAUCGAUGUCAACGAUAACACUCCGUCUUUCAGUAGUUCACUUUAUAAGGUCCGGGUUCCUGAAAAUGCACCAUUAGGCACUACUGUUGUCAGACUAAAUGCCACAGAUCUCGAUGAGGGUGUGAAUGGUGAACUUGCAUUCUCCUUGUUACGUCGUGGAAAUGCCGUCUCUUCGGAUAUGUUUGUCAUAGACUCAUUUACUGGUGUAAUAACAGUGAAUGGUAAUUUGGAUUAUGAGGAAAAUAGUGCUUUUGAAAUCCGUGCACAAGUUAGAGACCAAGGACAUUCUCCUCGUAGCUCUCAUUGUAAAAUACUGGUGGAAGUUGUUGACGUAAACGACAACGCUCCAGAAAUCUCGGUGACAUCACUCAUGAGCCCAGUACAAGAGGACUCUGCUACUGGAACAGUGGUUGCUCUAGUCACUAUAACAGAUAAAGAUGAUGGUAAAAAUGGACUCGCAACUGUAGAGCUGUCUGGAUCCGUACCGUUUAAAUUAAAAUCCCCGUACAAAAAUUAUUAUUCAUUAGAGGUGAAAGGGCCUCUAGACAGAGAGAGUGUUUCUCAGUAUAACAUCACUAUCACAGCUACUGAUGAAGGGACACCGUCUCUCUCCAGUACCACAGUCAUUCAUGUGCAAAUUUCUGAUGUGAACGACAAUGCACCACGUUUUCUGGAGCCCGUCAUCAAUGUUUAUGUGAAAGAGAACGGUCAGGUUGGAGCUGUUAUUUCCACUGUAUCCUCUUUUGAUCCUGAUGCUGGGGAAAAUGCAAAGAUAACUUAUUCAAUAAUUAAUAGCUCCUCAAGAAACCCUUCAGUCACGACAUUUUUGAACAUUAAUCCAGACAGUGGAGAAAUACACACUCUCCAGUCUUUUAACUUUGAGGAAAUGAAAACGAUUGAGUUUAAGGUUCAGGCCACAGACUCUGGCGCUCCUCCACUGACCAGCAGCGUGACUGUGAACGUAUUUAUCCUGGAUGAAAAUGACAACAGUCCCACUAUUCUCCCUCCCUAUUCUGAACACGGCUCCGUUAACCCUGAGAAUAUCCCAUAUACUGCCGAGUCGGGCUACUUUGUGGCCAAGAUCAGGGCUAUAGACGCCGACUCAGGUUACAAUGCGCUGCUUUCCUUUCACAUCUCGGAGCCCAAAGGAAACAACCUUUUCCGAAUCGGAACCAGCAGCGGCGAAAUCAGGACUAAGAGGCGAAUGAGUGACAAUGACCUGAAAACUCAUCCUUUGGUGAUUUUGAUUUGUGAUAACGGAGACCCUUCACUUUCAGCAACUGUGUCAAUUGAAGUUGUGGUUGUUGAGAGCACGGAAGAAAUGCAGAUUCCAUUCAGACAUGUGCCCUCAAAGGAUGAAACUUUUUCUGAUUUAAAUCUGUACUUGCUGAUUGCCAUUGUGUCAGUUUCCACAAUCUUUUUAUUAACACUUAUUAGUGUCGUAGCUGUAAAAUGCCGCCGGAAAGAUGAUAGUUUUAGCAGGUACAGCGCACCGAUGGUCACCGCACACCCUGACGGAAGCUGGUCUUACUCCAAGUCUACUCAGCAGUAUGACGUGUGUUUUAGCUCUGACACACUUAAAAGUGACUUAAUGGUUUUCCCCGCACCAUUUCCGCUUGCUGAUGCUGAUCUGAUAAGUGUUAAUGGAGGGGACACUGUCAAUCGGACACAAACACUCCCUAAUAAAGAGAAGGUAAGAAUAUUUACCUGUUUUAUUCAUGCGACUUUUUGGGCGGAAUUCCGUCUUCUGUUCGGCACUGUCAUUUGUUUAACUCCGUGGCGUCCAUGA
Molecule: messenger RNA, 2475 nt
Organism: Chanos chanos (milkfish)
Lineage: Eukaryota; Metazoa; Chordata; Actinopteri; Gonorynchiformes; Chanidae
Product: protocadherin alpha-2-like
Exons: 1
Coding region: 1-2475 (824 amino acids)
Biological process (GO): homophilic cell-cell adhesion
Cellular component (GO): plasma membrane
Molecular function (GO): calcium ion binding
Source: RefSeq, a predicted model, not a curated record